Molecule: messenger RNA, 5046 nt
Organism: Arvicola amphibius (Eurasian water vole)
Lineage: Eukaryota; Metazoa; Chordata; Mammalia; Rodentia; Cricetidae
Product: chondroitin sulfate proteoglycan 4-like
Source: RefSeq, a predicted model, not a curated record
AUGCCGGGUCUGUGGGCCACCCUAGACAGCAUGGGUGGUCUUUGGCAAGGCAGCUUUCUUCAGCAGGCAUCUUUUUAUGGCGAAAGCUACGUGGGGCUCAGCAUCACGGAAGUCUCCUCUGGGCUGUCGCUUCAGUUGAGAUUUCAAACCAGCAAGUCACAAGGCGUACUUUUUCUUGCAGCUGGGAAAAUCGACUAUUGCCUAAUAGAGCUUCUGUCGGGAAUAUUACAGGUGAAAAUAAACUUGGGUACGGGUGAACAGCUUCUCCUUUCUGAGCACAGAGUUCGUGUGGACAAUUUGGCGUGGCAUUCGGUGGAACUGUACUAUGGCAAGGAUAAGGUUCUCUUGGUUAUUGACAAGCAGUACGAGACAACUGGCCAGCGGGAUGGAGGGAUGCAGAACUUCACAUUUCACCAUGGAGUCUAUGUAGGAGGUCGCGGGGGACUCAGCGUCCCUUACCUGGACAGAAAGACCCCCAACUUCCGAGGAUGCAUAGAGGGCGUGGUGUUUAACCAGAGGGAGGUCCUUACUUCCCUUAGGUCUUAUCCUGGCUUCAAGAAGGUUCAUGAGGUAUCGCUGGGAUGUAACCAUGAGUUUUUUGCUGGGAAGAAUGAAGCUAUUAGCUUUUUCAGUUCUAGGUCCUAUGUCGCCUUUCCAGAAUGGAGGGUACAGGAGGAAGGGACACUGAGAUUUGCUGUGCAAACUGGAACCCAGCAAGCUUUGCUUUUAUUUCAGUCAGGCAGAGGAAGAGAUUUUGUUGCCUUGGAAAUACACGAGGGCCUCCUGAAGGCUCGUGUGGGGAAGGGAGAAACAAAAACACAGCUUUCAUCGUCCCGCUUGGUUAGUGACAACAAGUGGCACGUUGUUCAACUCAGAGUCACAAGGAGGCAUCUGGACCUCACGGUAGACGAACAAGGGGUAAGGGCCACGCUGCCUCUGCAAAACCAAGCAUUGGUAUCUGAAGGCCCCCUGUUCGUGGGAGGCCUGAAUCACCGGAUGUGGGAAACAGUGCGGCGGUUAGAACUUGUGUCUCUGCCUGGGAAAUCUGCUCGGGGCAUCGCUCUGAAAGGAUGCCUGAGAGCCUUGGAAGCAAACUUGGACAAGAGAGCUUUAAGGGAUGCAGUGGUUUCCAAAGACAUUUCUGCUGGGUGCACAAGUGAGGGCGUCCAUGAUCAAGAUCCUUCCUCAACAGCAGCGCAAGACCUGCCUCAGCUAGAGCCAGCCCCUUCCACCGCGCUUCCCAGUUCCAGCUCUCUUCGGGAAAACGGAAGUGGCGGUUUUUUGGUUUUGAAUAAGUUGGAAGUCCAAGAAGGUGGACGGGCCUUAUUGGGACAAAAGCAUAUAAAAGUGAAUGUGGACUUUCUGGAUCUGGGUAUCAACCAUUCUCAGAUUCUGUUUAAAAUACAGGAAAUGCCAGCUCAUGGUUUCCUUCAAAUAGAUGUUCGGCAUGCACCAGAAAUGGAGAGGACUUUUACUCCGUUAGAUCUGGCGCGUGGGAAAGUGUGGUAUGUCCACGAUGGCUCGGAAGAGCCUGCAGAUUCCUUUACGUUUUCGGUUUUUUCUAGUAGCGAGAAGGCAAUGCCACCCCAGCUGCAGGAUCCCAUUCCGCGUGUUCUUAAUAUUGUAGUCAUUCCAGUGAACGACCCCCCAUUCCUUAAGCUCCCAGAAGGACACUUGCUCCUUCUGGAGAACUCUAAGAAACAGCUGACCCCCAAUGUGGUACAGGUGUCAGACCCUGACACCGAUUCGCGGCAUCUCAGGCUUUCAGUUCUUAGCGACCUCAGCAUGGAUGCUGGGUUUUUAGAAAGUGCCGACGACCCUGGCAGAGCCAUCAAUAGUUUUACACAGAUGGAUUUACAAGCUGGCAACAUUUUCUACGUGCACAAGGGUCAUCGAAACUCUCGGAUUGUUCUGAGAGCAACUGACGGUGAGCUGGUUAGUAAUACUGUGGUGUUACGGGUCAUGGCUGUUCCUUGGGACUUUGAGGUGGUAGUUAGGACUGGCGUGGUGGUACCACAGGGUGGUACGGUUCUGAUCACACAUAGUGACUUGUCGGUGAAGGUGAAUGGCGAACCACAUGAGAUGGACACCCGCUAUGAUGUCACUCGUCCACCUCGGUUUGGCCAAAUUCAGCAUCAGGGAUCCAACGGGGAAUGGAAACAAGUCAGUACCUUUUCUCAACGUUCCAUUGACAGGAGUCAGAUCCGAUACUAUAGUUCAUUCAAAGAACUGCAGCGAGAAAAUGCGACGGAUCACUUUAAAUUUAAAGCUAACGUAGAAGGAAGGGUAAGCGAGGAGCUCCUGUUUCCUGUGACUGUUGAGUGGCUGAAAUUGACACUUCUGAAAAAUGUUCCUCUAGAGAUUAGCAACACAAGCAAGAAAGUAUUGGACUCUGACCAUCUGCAGGCUGGAACAGAGAGCGUGGAAGUAGCUGAGAGGGAACUGUAUUUCAAGUUACUGAUCCCACCCAAGAAAGGAAGCUUGCUACUUGGCAAUGAAGUUCUUCGAACAAGAUCAAUUUUCAGUCAGAAAAAUAUUACAGACUGUAAGGUAAGCUAUGAACCUCAAGGGCGGUCCAGGGAAGACUCACAAGACACUUUCAGUUUUUCAGUUAUUGUAAAACACAUAGAAACAAAAGAUUAUACUUUCAGGAUAAACCUUAAAGCAGAUAAGAUGCAUAUUAUUUUAACAAACACUGGAUUAUUUGUAAAAGAAGGAGAAUGGACAUUAAUCUCAAAAUCAGAACUCUUUGUUCAAACAUUGGCCAAUCAUGCCUUCCAAUAUGAAGUCAUCAAGAGUCCUCAGCAUGGGGAACUGAAAUUGGCCAGCUCCUCUGCCUCUCUGGGAAGUGACAGUGGCAUCAGUGGGUUCACAGAGGAAGACAUAGUGGGUGGAAGGCUGAUGUAUGUUCAUGAUGACUCUGAGACUCAGUGUGAUGAAUUUGUUGUGCUGGCCUCUGCCACAGAUCUGGGCCAACAGGGAGGAGUCAGAAAUCUUGACUUGGAACACGUGUCUACAGAAAUCAAAGUCAGCGUUUCUGUUGAGUUGAAGAAUGAUGAGAAGCCCGUGCGUGUGGUGGAUAAGGUCUUUCACGUUGUGCGGAAUAGCCAGCGCUUACUGACAUUAGCAGACCUCUGCUUCCAUGACCCUGAUGUAGAUUUUGAUGAUGGGCAGUUGCUCUACACUCGGCGUGGUAUACCAAAUGGAGAUUUGGUGAAAGCCAAUGAGCCGUCUCAAAAGCUGUACCAGUUCAGGCAAGAGGACCUCCAGGAAGGGCGUGUGCUCUUCAGGCACCACGGUCCAGACUCUGCCCGAUUCCUGCUGUUCGUGACAGAUGGUGUCCACUACACGUCAUCCCUCUUCGAGGUCAGUGUGUCAGAGGCCUAUGUCCACAUAGUCAACAACACAGGGCUGCUUGUGUCUAGAGGGAGAGACAGCUGUGUCACAACAGCCAACCUGAGCGUCACCACGAACCAAGAUGUCAGAACAGACCGUGACUUUGAAUUCCACAUCUCGCAACCCCCUAAACAUGGCAGAAUCCUGGUCAACAAUUCUGAGUUGCACUCAUUUUCCCAACAUGACCUGAAGCAGGGACACGUGAUUUAUAGGCACAAUGGCGAUGGGAACUUUGAUACGUUUAACUUGACAGCGAAAGUUAAAGAUGCCUGCUUAGAUGUGAGCAUUUGUGUCCAAGUGUCCUUGGAGAGUCACCCUCAUUACACUCAGUUUCUGCACCGCAGCAGCCUUACGGUUGAAGAAGGAGAAGCAGUAAAACUGAGCAGUGGAAAACUCCAGGCUGGGACUGAAGAUGAGAUCCCCUCCGAGACAGUAUUUGUAGUCAGGACUCCACCAAUACAUGGGCACCUCCAAAAAUCUACCACAGAAGAUGGCAGCGUGGGUACAAACAAAAAGUCCACUCUGAGUUUCACCCGGCAGGAUACUGAUGACGGCAAUGUCCUUUAUGUACAGACAGCUCCUGGCCAAAAAAAGGACCAGUUCACCCUAGAUGUGAGCCGGGACUCCCACUUUGUAAGGAGGGUAGAAAUGCGUUUGGAUAUCAUCCCUAAGUGGAUCCCUCUGGAGGUACAGAAUCUCACGGUUCAGGAAGGGGGUUCCAAAGCACUUCUACCAGACCACCUCAGAAUUCCAAGCAAGUAUUUUGAGACUCUUAACUGUGAAUUUGUUCUCCUCGACCCACCAAAGCACGGUUAUGUUCAAAGUUCCAAUUUUCCAAGAGUAAAGCUCAUGAAAUUUUCCAGGAAACAGGUGGAGCAUGGGUUGAUUCACUAUGUUCGUAACGACAGUGAGGAGCUAACGGACAGUCUCACCAUCUUGGCCAGCAGUUCGGAGCUUGAGAAACAGAGUCUGCCUCAGACUCUUUUUGUGACUGUUGAGUCUGUAAAUGACAAGGCUCCAGUAAUAACAGCCAAUAAAAUCCUCCAGGUGUGGGUGAAUUCUGUCACUGAGAUGACCAGAGAUGACCUAUGUGCUGAAGAUGGGGACUCUCCCCCACAGGACUUGGUCUACUGGGUCACUCCUCCCAGCAACGGGCACCUGGCUCUCAAGUCUGUUCCUGGCAGAAGCAUCCAGAACUUCACUCAGGCGCAAAGUGAGGGUAACCUCGUGUUUGUGCACUUGGUAACAAUGUCAGGAGGCUUUAAUUUCCAGGUUACUGAUGGUUUGAAUUUUGCACCUCGGCAAAUCUUUAGCGUCACCGCCCGAGCUCUGAUCAUUAGCUUGGAAGUCAACAGAGGAUUGAGCAUCUUCCCAGGUUCUACGAAGCCGCUUUCGUCUCAGGCCCUGAGAGCUGUUACCAACGAUGACAGGGUGAGAAACAGAGCCAUAACGUUUACAGUUGUCAGCGCCCCUAGGCUUGGGAGGCUGCUGAAGAUGAACUCUGACAACCGUACAGAGGAUGUUUCCAUCUUUACCCAACGUCUGGAUCUAGCUAAUGGAACAGCCUCACUUGCUCUAAUCAUGACGUUGAUGGCAGCAAAGGGCAGUGUGCUGUUGGAACCUGGAAUAACUUUGCAGCUUGUGCUCUAG